CCCUCCCCGCUCCCCCAGGGCCACCCAUUACCAGGCAACGCGGCGUCGCGCUCCCAGCCUGCCCCGCGGGCCCGUUGCCAUGGCAGAGGGGUGGGCGCCAUGGCCGCUGCUGCAGGCGGUGGGCAGCCUGCGGCCGGGGAGGGCAGCCUGCGGGCGCUGUACCGCUGGGUGGACGCUGUGCCGCUGUCCCGGCCGCGCAGGAACAUCGCCCGGGACUUCAGCGAUGGGGUGCUGGUGGCCGAGGUGGUGAAGUUCUUCUUCCCUGCCAUGGUGCAGCUGCACAGCUUCGUGCCCGCCAGCUCCACGCCGCAGAAGUUGGCCAACUGGGGCCACCUCAACAGAUCUGGAUCAUUUUCUAGGAAGGUUUUGAGCAAACUGAACUUCUCCGUCCCCAACGAGGUGAUCCGGCAGAUCGUGCAGUGCCGGCCAGGUGUGGUAGAGCAGGUGCUGCUGCUGCUGCGGCAGAAGAUCGAGGAGAAGCAGAAGCAGGUCAAGGCAGUGCCUGGCCCGGGGCAGGAGCUGGGCCUGCAGGCAGCACAGGAGAUCAGCUACCUGGAGACGGGCAAGGCCGGCUGCUCGAAGGCGAGGAGCACAGGAGGGGGCUGCGCGCAGGAGACCCCCACGGCGGUUGGGGGGAACGAGAGCCACCAGUGCUGUGCCCCGGCCGCAGGGGGUGACGCUGCUGCCCUCCGCCUGCAGCUGGCAGAGAGGGAGCAGGCGCUGCUCCUGGCGCAGGAGACGAUCCAGAUCCUACAGAUGAAGGUGCGAAGGCUGGAGCAGCUGCUGCGCCUCAAGGACAUGAGGAUCGACGACCUGAGCCGCUGCCUGCAGCAAGCCCGGCCCCAGCAGCAGUGAGCGCAGGCUCGCUCAGCCACCAUCCUGACGUGGAGCUCCGUGUUCGGCGCCGCCCGGCUCCGUGUCAGCCCCGCCGUGAGGAGCACAGGGCGGCACGGGGCCCUGCGGGAGCUGCUCCGUAAUCCCCUCCCCAAGCUGUUGUUUAUAAGCUCGGAGGAAAUCCCAGCCCGCGUGCCGUGGCUCUGGCGGUGGAACACGCGGCCCUGUGUGCAAAACAGCCUUUACCCCGCCUGGUGUCACCGCGUGGGGGCUGUGGAGGCAGCGGGGCCUUUCUUUUCAUUGCCUUUCUUUUUAUUUCCUUUGGGGGUGAAGCACGGAGGCGUUCUGCACGUCGGUGUGUGCAUUCGCAGCCCCCGCGGCCUCCCUGCAGCACUCGGGGCUGGAGCCUCGCGGCCUCGUGCCCCCUCCAUGCCCCUCCAUCUCCUCCAUGCCCCUCCGUGCCUCCUGUGGCCCCCUUCCCCUCUGUGCCCCCAUCCCCCCCAUCCCU
Molecule: messenger RNA, 1342 nt
Organism: Phasianus colchicus (ring-necked pheasant)
Lineage: Eukaryota; Metazoa; Chordata; Aves; Galliformes; Phasianidae
Gene: SPEF1
Product: sperm flagellar and cilia associated 1
Biological process (GO): regulation of cytoskeleton organization
Cellular component (GO): axoneme
Molecular function (GO): microtubule binding
Source: RefSeq, a predicted model, not a curated record